CGAGUUAUGUCUGGGCGAGGCAAACAAGGCGGCAAGGCUCGUGCCAAGGCUAAGACCCGGUCUUCGCGGGCUGGGCUUCAGUUCCCCGUGGGCCGAGUGCACCGUCUGCUCCGCAAAGGCAAUUACGCUGAGCGGGUCGGGGCUGGCGCUCCGGUGUACUUGGCGGCGGUGCUGGAGUACCUGACGGCCGAGAUCCUGGAGCUGGCGGGUAACGCGGCCCGCGACAACAAGAAGACGCGCAUCAUCCCGCGUCACCUACAGCUGGCUAUCCGCAACGACGAGGAGCUUAACAAGCUGUUGGGUAAAGUCACUAUCGCGCAGGGCGGCGUCCUGCCCAACAUCCAGGCCGUGCUGCUGCCCAAGAAGACCGAGAGCCACCACAAGGCCAAGUAGGGAUCAAGUUUGGAAGCAACAAAAGGCUCUUUUCAGAGCCACUUCUAUCAUCAUAAAAAAGGUGACACGACUUGGUACAUUUUUAAUUUGUUCUGUGAAGUACAGUACUGAUACUCUCUAGUUAGGCUUCAGUCCUAGAAUAUCCUCAUCUUUCCUGUUCAUAUUUCACAGUUGUUAUUUAGAAGUCAACAAAAUUGACAUUUGUGUUAGACUAAUUUCAAAGUCACUGAAGCUACAAGGUUAUUGGCUCACAUCUAUCUAGGUCCAUAUGUGGGAGUUAGGCAAGUGGCAUAAGUGAGUUUUUAUGAAGCCAAAGUAUCUGUUGGAGGGGCCCUGAGGUGGUUUUUUUGUGAAUGAUACACAAACUCAUUUGGGGUGUCAGAAAGAUAGUAAAUCCUGCAUCUUAAAAUUUGCUUUUAAAGAGUUGUUUUAAAACACGAUACGCAGUCGUUACUUAGGCUUAUUUUCAACAAAUAUCACACGCUUGGAUACCAGGCAUUAAGGAUACAAUGUUAACGAGACGCCGCCGGUCCUAAAGAAAGUCUAAUGGGGAGAAACAAAAGUAAAUAAAGAACAAUUUAGCAAGAUAAGUAAGCUCAGAAUAUAAGGGGAGCAUAGAGGAAUAAGAUCUGUGAGAGGUAACACUUGGUCUGAGGAUUAAAGGAAGUCGGGAAAUAGAGGAAAGUGUAGGGAUUCCAGCAGAAAAUGAGCGUCACCAAAUUCAUGGCUUGUGGUGUGUGCAGGCAAAUGAGAAAAAGUUCGAUACUGGCAAAUAAGGCAGAGUGAUCGCAAGAGAGGAAGAGCCAGAGGGAUUUCUAGGCCAGUCCUUUGGUUUCAAUGCUUUAUAUAUACUAAUGACUUCCAAAUCUUAUGUCCAUCCCAGACUUAUCUCAAGUUCAGACAUACACAUACAUCUACUUUCUGAUAGUCUUGUAGAUCUCCGGCGAAUUCAAAAUGUAUAUCCCAGACUGAACAUCAUCACUACUUUCCCAGUGAAUCUUAUCUUAGUACUUGGCAUCACCAUCUACCCAUUAGCAUGAGCCAAAAUGGUCUGGCGUCUUGAGUAUUCAUUUUUGUGAGCCAUUACUAUAGCAAAAAUCCAAGUUCCUUGUAUGGAAUGAUGAAAUUAUGUUGAAAUUCCAGAAAAGCUUAGGUAGAAGGAUAACACUACCGGAGUUCAGCACUUAGUUUAGAGACAUGGAAUAUUUGUAUCCACAUAAUUAGAAAUGUACACAUAACUAGGACUGCUCAUUUCCCCUGAAUAAAUCUUCAAAUAAUGAGGACUGAAAGAUUACUUGGGGAAGCAAUAUACUGACUGCAUAUAUUCAGGGGAGGGUGCCCUACCCAGCCAGCAGAAAGGGCCAUCUCUGUUGUGGGCCCCUCUUGACUUAAUAUCUCAGUUCCCCAAGCUAGAAGGCCCUGUUUACACACUCAAGAAUACCAAUCUGAUUAGAAAUUGGCCUUAGAUGUGCCCGGGGAGGGGGUGGGGGACGACUGCUUCCCAUGAAAUCUUUUUUCCCAUAGGAAGGCUGAUUCCUGGGAGGGGACACUCAAUUAUUUUUUGCUUAAGGUGUUAAUCCAAGUAGAAAGCAUUAGAUCAUUUUAACUUGGUAAAAUAUUAGCAUCACCCUAAAUCCCAUGUGGAAAUCAUAGGUCCUACAUUUCACAAGCCCCCUCAGAAAAGGAAUGGGCAUGAUUACAUCUGACAGUCUAAUCGUAGCAGUAGUGUUUUCUAACUAAAAGAGAAAUUAGGAAUGUAAGAAAGAUCUAACCACUUGUUUUACUACAUUGGGAGACGGAAAUAACACAUACACCUGGUACUUAGAAAAUCACAAUGUAUAAAGUUCACCUGUCUCCCACAAGCAAAGCUAGUAGCAGUAAUUAGCAGGG
Aethalodelphis obliquidens (Pacific white-sided dolphin) is the source of this 2283-nucleotide messenger RNA. RefSeq names its product histone H2A type 1-H. Lineage: Eukaryota; Metazoa; Chordata; Mammalia; Artiodactyla; Delphinidae. Gene Ontology annotation, molecular function: DNA binding; structural constituent of chromatin; protein heterodimerization activity. The record is from RefSeq and is a predicted model, not a curated record. The transcript has a single exon. Gene Ontology annotation, cellular component: nucleosome. The coding region runs from base 7 to 393 and encodes 128 amino acids.